Messenger RNA from Chondrus crispus (carragheen), 165 nucleotides. RefSeq lists its product as hypothetical. The record is from RefSeq and is a predicted model, not a curated record. Bases 1 to 165 code for a protein of 54 amino acids. Lineage: Eukaryota; Rhodophyta; Florideophyceae; Gigartinales; Gigartinaceae. The transcript has a single exon.
AUGCCGAUAUUCUGCCCCCGCUGCUCAAGCUACUGGAUAAUCAGGACGGCGCCUGCCGGGAGGACGCUACUUGGGUCUUAUUUAAUUUAUCGAGCAACCGCGAUCCCAACCAGAUCGCAUACCUUGCCGAGAAGAACGGCGUUCGUGCGUUAUGUAACCUCCUAA